Messenger RNA from Vicia faba (fava bean), 969 nucleotides. The record is from the annotation of a GenBank genome assembly. NCBI's taxonomy places the organism in Eukaryota, Viridiplantae, Streptophyta, Magnoliopsida, Fabales, Fabaceae.
AUGGGAAAAGGAAGAGCACCAUGCUGUGAUAAGACUCAAGUUAAGAGAGGACCUUGGAGCCCUGCUGAAGAUCUUAAACUUAUUGCUUUUGUUCAGAAAUUUGGUCAUGAAAAUUGGAGAUCUCUCCCUAAACAAGCAGGUCUUCAAAGAUGCGGAAAAAGUUGUCGUUUAAGAUGGAUCAAUUAUCUUAGACCUGAUUUAAAGAGAGGCAAUUUUACAGUAGAUGAAGAGGAAACUAUAAUAAAGUUACAUAAAGCUAUGGGAAACAAGUGGUCAAAGAUAGCAUCAUAUCUGCCUGGUAGAACUGAUAACGAGAUCAAGAAUGUGUGGAACACACAUUUAAAGAAAAAACUUGUCAUCAAAAGUUCAGAUUCAACAAGUGGAGAUGAAUCUAAAUUAGAGUCAUCAAUAACCUCACCCUCUUCAUCCGAAUCAAUUUUAUCAAACGAGGCACCAAUAAGAGAGUCGGAAAAACAAGUUUCCAACAAACAUGUUAUCGUCAAUGGCGAUCCAAAAGGGUCAUCGAAUUCAUUGUCAUAUUCAAUCGAGUCUAACAAAAUCUUGAACUCGAGCGAAAUUGUUGACAACAAAAUAGAACAACAUUUGAGUUCUCUAGAGUCUUAUGACAUUGACAAAAUAUUAGAAGAUGUGGAAAAUCUAAACAAUUUGAUUGAAAUACCAUGGGAAUCAGAUUAUGAUCUUUGGAAUUUUAUUGACAAUAUUGGUUCUUAUGAUCAAUCAAAUGUUGGUGAAGAGAGUGUUAUUCAAGAUGUUGUUGAGAAUGAAUUUGGAGAAGUAGGUGAAAUAAAGGAGUCAAAGAACAAGGAAGAGGUUCUACCAAAGAAUUAUGAAGUUGACCCUCAUGAUGCAUUUGAUUUCAAUGAUAUUAUAAUGCCUGAUUCUGAAUUAGAUUUUGGUAGUAUUCAAUUGUGGUCCUCUUUUUCUGAAAAUAAUAGUCCUAAAGUUUAA